Molecule: messenger RNA, 3954 nt
Organism: Galendromus occidentalis (western predatory mite)
Lineage: Eukaryota; Metazoa; Arthropoda; Arachnida; Mesostigmata; Phytoseiidae
Exons: 3
Source: RefSeq, a predicted model, not a curated record
AUGUCCUUCAUCACCAUCAAGCUAACUCAGAUUCUGGGAAUUAAUCUAGCCGACAAACCGAGGAGUCAGAUGGCGAUAACGAUGUUCGAUGGAACGUCCUCAGCAACCGAUACCUCAAAGGUCGAACUGAGACUACAAGCUGAAGGAAGAGACUCGCAGAAGUAUUGGAUAUCCUGUCAGACAGUUGGAGAGAUCUGCGGCGACAAGUUCAAACCCAAGGUGGACCAAGAGAUCAAAGAGAAGUUGAGGAAAAUGAACAUCAAGCUGGCGGACGAUCCUGAGACAGAGGAACCAAUCGACAUUCUAAUCGGGUUGGACCAUCAAGUGGAAUUCGCACCGCGAAACGCACCUGCCCAUGAACUCAGUAGAACGCUGGAAGUUGUGAAAACAGCAUUGGGUUGGACUCUAUUUGGGUGCAAAAACAGCCCCGAGGCAACUCGCGGAACGAAGCAACACCGCACCACCCAAUGCUUGAUCACAAAAACAGAGUUGAGACAGCUUCCUGCACCACAGAAGACCAGGUCCGACGUUGACAAAGAGCUCGAAGACAACUUCCGACGGAUUGUGGAGGCAGAUGCACUUCAACUCGACGGACAGGAAAGACAAUCCGAUGCAAGCUUCCUGAGCGAGUUCAUGAAGCGAGUAAAAUACGACAUCGAAGAAAAGAGGUUCAUAGUCCGGCUACCGUUCAAAGAAGGCAUACACCCAGGAGAGAACAAAAACCUGUGCUUGGCGAGACUCCGCUCAUUGGAGACGCGCUCACGUAGAAGCGGACUCCGCGAGAGGUACGACGCAGAAUUCCGCAGCAUGAUGGAGCUGGGAUUCCUCGAAAAAGUGGGUCCGGGGCAGGCUGACGGGAGGGUCGUGUCAUAUCUCCCGCACAGGGAAGUGGUGAAAGAGAACAGUCUCACAACCAAACUGAGAAUCGUGUUCGACGCAUCAGCGAAGGAGAAGAGUCGGACGUCAUUGAACGAAGCAUUGUGCAACAGGCCAAACCUGAACGGGCACCGGUCAACCGCAGGUGUUCAGGCUAACAAGAAACUGUUUCGGCAUGGGUCCGUCACCGUUCAUAUUGGCGGCUUGUAUCAACAAACUAUCAACAAAAAGAUCGAGUUGCCCAGACGAUGCCAGGUCGGCGAAGCGACUGGGGGCAGAGCGAUAGUUCAUCUGUUUGGCGACGCUAGCAUCAUAGCGUAUGGCGCCGUGGCUUAUAUUGUCUUCACGGACGCUCGGGGAACAUCCUACACAAGCUUCCUAAUGGCCAGAUCAAGGUUAGCACCAUUGAAAACCGCCACGAUCCCACGCUUGGAACUCAUGGCACUUAACCUGGCGGCGUAGACCUGCGGUUACCUCAAGAGACAACUACGAUUCAGGGUGGAUGAAUACCACAUCUGGACCGACAACACCGGAGUCUACUACCAGGCACAUAGUCAACAAUCGGAGCAGCUUCCGGUUUUCGUCCGUAACCGAGUGGCAAAAAUCCGCAACCUGAUCGGGGACGCGCGGAUACACCAUGUCCCGGGGACGUUAAAUCCGGCAGACAUCGUGAGCCGCGGGUGCAGUGUCGAGGAGCUUGGUUCGUCGAUGUGGUUCUCGGGACCAGACUUCAUCAAGAGUGACCAGUCGCGGUGGCCAGUACAACCGGAAUUGCAAAAGCUAACGGCAGCGAUUGUCAAAGUAAAACCGAAGGUGGAGGUGGUUCUUGACGUCGACCGGAUCGACAACUGGUACAAGUUGAUCAGGUCGAUGGCAUUCGUACUACGGUUCAUCGCGGUUACUCGGAAGGAAAGGAAACGUGAGGAAGCGGCCGAUCCGUUCAGCGUCGACGAGCUCAGACAGUCGGAGUCAAGAGUCGUCCAGCAGAUUCAGCGGCAGGCGUACGCAGCAGAAAUGGACAGAGCUAGAAGGAAGCAGGAUAUGCCAGAGGAGUCUAAAAUUCGGUCGUUGAUGCCCUUCCUGCGAGACGGUCUCCUCUGCGUAGGCGGAAGGUUGGGAAGUCACCGGGGCGAAGUUCCCAAAAACCCACCGAUACUUCCCCCGCAACAUCGAGCUACACUGCUGUAUCUCCAGGACAUCCACAGAAGAAACUGCCACGCGGGAGUCAACCAAUGCCUGGUGGAAUCGCGCAGGGCGUACUGGAUUCCGAGGGCGAGACAGAUACUACGAAAGGUCGUCAGAUCGUGCUAUAACUACAGACGCUUCCAUGCGAAGCCCUGUUCCACUAGCACGGGAGAGCCACCCGAGAUAAGAGUGAACAGAUCGGCACCGUUCGCGCAUGUCGGAACAGAUAUGGCGGGACCCUUGUACAUCACGGCGGAUGGGCUUGAGACGAAGGUCUGGAUCAACCUGUUCACUUGCUGUGCCAGCAGGGCAGUCCACCUUGAGAGCGUCACGUCAUUGUCGACGAAAGAUUUCCUAAUGGCUUUCAGAAGGUUCAAAGCCCGACGCGGAUGCCCCAGGAGCCUGUUUUCGGAUAAUGCAGCCACGUACAAGAGAGCAGCGGAAGACCUCAGCCAAGUAUCAAGACUAUGGUCGGAGAGAGAGGUGUCGAACGCACUGGCGCGGGAGGGUAUCGUGUGGAAUUUCAACGUCGAGAAAGCCCCAUGGAUGAACGGUUUUGUCGAGCGACUGAUAGGAAUCCUGAAGUCCACACUCAAAAAAGUGAUCGGGAGGCAGACUCUGAGGUUAGAGGAACUGCAGACCGUCGUUUGCGAGAUAGAAGAGAUGAUGAACAGAGGACCCCUAUGCCAGGUCACUGACUCCGAGAACAUUGAAGUCCUCACGCCAAUGAACUGGAGGAGAUGGGAAUCAGAAUACCUAGCCCUGCUUCGUAAUUCCCAUGAGACAGCAAACGCUACGGACUCGGAACUCAAGGUCGGCCAAGAGGUUAUAAUCAAGGACGAGAAAAAGCCAAAACUCUUCUGGAAGCUCGGAAAAGUAGAAUCGCUCAACCAAGCUCCGAAAGAAUUUGACAGCAAAAUCAAGAAAUGCUUCCUGGAGCUGGGAUUGACCCAGAGCACCUCGGACCCGUGCAUGUUCUUCUCCGAGGGACCGAAACGGCUUGUGGUAGUUCCAUAUGUCGAUGAUGGCAUUACGGGAGCCUCAUGCAAAGAAGAUGCCGAAGAAUUCCUCAUUGCACUCGGUAAGGCACUUGAAAUCACUUUCAAACCACAGGAACUCUUCUUGGGGUUGCACAUAGACAUUUCCCCAGACCUUAGAACUAUCCACAUCCAUCACUCGAAGUGCAUUGCCGACUUGUUGGAAAGAUUUGGUAUGACGAGUUGCAAGCCGGCCAAGACGCCGCUUGACAGCAGUGCAGAAUCCGCCUACGAUGGCGAGAUUGAUGUGUCACUGCCGUGCCGCUCUCUCGUCGGCGGACUGAUGUACCUCGCGAUUGCGACAAGAGCAGAUAUAGCCUAUGCAGUAGGCUUCUUGUCGAGGUACCUGGAUUGCCCAAAGAAACAGUUGUGGAAACAGGGGUUGCACAUCUUGAGAUACUUGAGUGGAACCAAGACUCACAGCCCCUUUCACUCUAGUGGCGGUUCACGCGAACUCAAGGUCCACAGCGACGCAGAUUUCGCUAUGUGUGAGAACACCAGACGGAGCACUUCUGGCUCCCUGGUCAAGUUCGGAGAAGGAGCAAUUCGCUGCUGCAACCAGCGCCAGAGCUGUGUUUCCACCGGCUCCAUGGUCGCGGAGCUGAUCGCCGCCUCAGAGGCUUGUAAAGCGGCGAUCUGGACGGCAAAACUUCUGAACGAGCUCCACUACCCCGUGAAACCGACCCUACUCAUUGACAACGAGGCCACGAUUCGACUGACCGAAUCUUCGCAACAAUUUAAGAACGCGAAACUUUUUGAGGUGAGGUUCUACUACGUCAGAGAGAGAUACCUCAACGGAGAGGUCAACGUCGAAUGUUGCUCCAGUGAGGUGAACGCCGCAGAUUUCCUGACUUAG